This is a messenger RNA of Morus notabilis, 1222 nucleotides long. RefSeq names its product proteasome subunit beta type-4. Gene Ontology annotation, cellular component: nucleus; proteasome core complex; proteasome core complex, beta-subunit complex. The transcript is spliced from 8 exons. Bases 221 to 955 code for a protein of 244 amino acids. The record is from RefSeq and is a predicted model, not a curated record. Lineage: Eukaryota; Viridiplantae; Streptophyta; Magnoliopsida; Rosales; Moraceae.
GUCAAUCACCACGCACUUUGGCAGUGCUGGGUUUUCUUGAGCAAAGGGACAGAGCAUUAGACACAGAACGAGUAUAGAAAAAGGAAGGCUUCUAGCCCUUUUUCCGCCCUAAACCCCCCUCUCCUCUGAUCCACGACGCCAUUGCUUCGCCGAAUCAAAUUUCUUACGUGAUAGAAGCAUCUUUCGGACCAGAUUCGCAAUCCACAAAAAAAGAAGAAAAAUGAGUUUGUCGGAAUCGAACCAAGCCCAACACAACAGCCUUUUGAGCUCUGAUUCACAAAGAACCCUGUACCCAUAUGUCACGGGGACAUCUGUGGUCGCCCUCAAGUACAAAGAUGGUAUUUUGAUGGCUGCUGAUAUGGGAGGUUCUUAUGGAUCAACUUUGCGAUACAAAAGUGUGGAGAGAAUGAAGCCUGUCGGGAAACACUCUCUUCUUGGUGCAAGUGGAGAAUUAAGUGAUUUUCAGGAGCUAUUGCGCUAUCUUGACGAGCUCAUCCUCUAUGACAACAUGUGGGAUGAUGGAAACUCGUUGGGACCUAAAGAGGUUCACAACUAUUUGACCAGAGUUAUGUACAACCGACGCAAUAAGUUUAAUCCUCUGUGGAAUACGCUUGUCCUCGGUGGAGUGAAAAAUGGACAGAAGUACCUUGGCACAGUAACCAUGAUAGGUGUACAUUUCGAGGACAAUCAUGUGGCAACUGGAUUUGGAAAUCACCUUGCACGACCAAUUCUUCGUGAUGAGUGGCAUGAGAACUUGAGUUUUGAAGAUGGUGUGAAGAUAUUGGAGAAAUGCAUGCGCGUACUCCUUUACCGUGAUAGGUCUGCUGUCAACAAGCUUCAGAUAGCUAAAAUUACUGAAGAAGGUGUGACAAUCUCCCAGCCCUACUCAUUGAAGACUUUCUGGGGAUUCUCUGCUUUCCAGAACCCGACAGUGGGUGCCGAAGGAUCAUGGUAGCUGGGUGACUGCUUAUCUUUCCGAUUUCCGUAGUCCCAUUUCAUGAGUGUAGAUGGGUUCCAGACUUAAAUUGGUCAACCAGGAUAUAAGUUUAAGUUCGAUGUGUUUUUUCUGUUCACUGGAACCAUGAAUUUGUGGGGUUAUUGUAUUGAAAUAUAUGUUAGACUCGGCGCUAUCUGUUUAUUCCUGGUUGGCUUUCGAGAAAGACAUCCAUCUAAAUCCGCUCAACGACUUUUAUAGAUAAUCACUUGCUUCCCUUUUUCUCUA